AUGACUACAGCACAAGACGAAUACAACGAGCUUUUCCGCGAUAAGUCACGCAGAACCCACCACCCAGAGGACGACAACGAAUCCAUCCCUUCAGAAAAUGACGACCUCUUGUCUGAUUUCGACGAUCAACCUUCAGCUCUACCCAACCUGCCCUCACGAGACCAUGUUCCACGAAACAAAUCAUAUUCAAACACUGGACCCAAGGGUGUCAUCGCCGAUGCGCAAGCCUUCGAAGCCGCACGAAGGGAACGCAAUUCAUCGCCAAAAGCAAGCACACAAAACUACGCAUACACACCGAAUGUCGCACAGUUGAGUCUGGACGCCAGAAGCAAGGGCAGUCAGAGUGGAAGUGAUAUUGAGAGCGAAGACGAGUUCAUGGCCGAAUGGAGGCAGAAGAGAUUGAAUCAGCUGUCUGCGAACGGACGCCAGGCAAGCAACAGUAUUGGCCAGCCUCGCAGUCGUGCGACCUACGGCGGUCUUGUGUCGGUUGAUGGUGAGGGCUACCUGGAUGCCGUGGACCGCAGCCCUUCAAAUACUGUCGUGGUCGUCUUCAUCUACGACGAUUCAUCAGAAGUCAGCUACAUGGUCGAGGAUUGCAUGCGCCAACUGGCACGCAAGCACAAGACAACGCGCUUCGUCAAGAUGCACUAUCUCGAUGCUGAGAUGGAGCCUGCCGGUGUGCCUGCUGUUUUGGCAUAUCGCGGAGGCGACAAAUUUGCAGGCCUUGUUCCUGUUGUCGAUGAGAUUCCUGAUGAUGCCGAUCUUAGUGCCAUCACUCUCGAGAACCUGUUCCAAAAACACCAAAUCCUCUAA
Molecule: messenger RNA, 813 nt
Organism: Aureobasidium melanogenum CBS 110374
Lineage: Eukaryota; Fungi; Ascomycota; Dothideomycetes; Dothideales; Saccotheciaceae
Product: thioredoxin-like protein
Exons: 2
Coding region: 1-813 (270 amino acids)
Biological process (GO): regulation of G protein-coupled receptor signaling pathway
Source: RefSeq, a predicted model, not a curated record